GGCACGUUGUGCGACGCUCUCACUCACAUUUGGUGGAAAAAGGCUGAUUUUCUUGGCACUCCUUCGAUCAAGCUUGACUAUGCUUGUAAGACUCAUGGGUACCUCAAGAUUCCUUGCUGCUCUAGGGCUCCUGGUUGCCGUAGUGACAGCUCAGCUACCAUUUGCGACAAUUCCAACCAUUUCCGACGAAGUAAAGGCGAAUGCAUUUACUGGAGAAGCCGCGUCGUUCCUCAGACUAUGGGAAUACGCGCUCAAAACUGACGGUCAAGGCCCGGGCCCUGUCAACAGAAUCAAUUUCGAGGCGAAGACCAUUCUGGCGCCAGAAACACAGAUUCUGGCCGGGUUGGUUCACCAGGACGCGGCCCAUCCUCUCUAUGGUAACACCACGAGCCUAACCAACCUUCGACGUGAGUUCCUACUCGACCACCUCGUUCUCGAGCCGCUGGAACCGACAGAUUCCCGUCUAGAUGAGGCUGGAGGCGUCGCUAUCACCACCUUUUCUGGCAAGAUUGUCAACGUUACUAAGGACCAAGGCGGUAAUCUGUUUGUGAACGGGGUUCCCGUUGAGAGUGCCAGCAGCCUGAAAGACGGCACUCAGGUCUACAUCCUGAAGAAGACCCUCUUCAACAACGAUAAGAAGACCACUAUCGCCUUCCGGCGACAUAACAACUUCCUAGCCGAACUCCAAGGGCCUUUGGGGCCUCCGUUGGAUAUCCCGAACCACACCCCUGAACCAGGGUCUAUUUUGGAGGUUAGGGCCCCAGCACCACCCCCAAAGGGGGUCGUCGGACCCCCAGCAUCUCCGGAAGAUAUUCUUAAGUCUGUCUUCCCCCCAGCGCCCCCUGUCUCGGCCUCCUUCGACGCUACCAUUACAAGUGCUGAUAGCCCAGGGCAGGAGCGUGUGAGGCGCCAACUGGAGUUCCCAGGCUUGAAGGGUCUUGGGGACUUCGACCCGGUACUUCGAAGUCGAGUAGGAACUUUGACUUUACCGCGUGGCUUCAAGCUCAGCCCCCGCCCUGAGGACGUCUACGCGCGCGAGCAUCGCCUCGCGCGCCUCCGAGCAAGUACGGUACGAGACGAAGCCCCACUCGACCCACUGACGUCGAUAGAUCGAUUCGCGACGGUGUUUCGACUGAGUGGGAGUCCGGACGAUAAGGGCGUGGUUGCCACCUUGCAACGUGAGGGGUUGACCACUCUCCUCAUCCUCCUGGAGACCUCAGGGCUCCUCAACUUCCUCAUCUCUGGAGAAAAAGGUCCAUACAUCCUGCUGGCCCCAUCAGAAGCAGCAUUCUCCCGCCUAUCUCGCAAGGAACUUCGUCAGCUGUCUCGCGGGAAUGACCUCGCUUACCAUCUCAUUCCACUUCGAGGUCAACCCGCCCCGGAAGUCACGAAUGAUUCGACUUUCAAGACCUUGCUGGGUCACGAAUUGAGGUUUAAUGUGUAUGGAAGCUCCGUUUUCGUCAACGGGGCGGCCGUAUCCAGGGGGGACUUACCCUUUACUCACGGCACUAUUCAGGUGGUAGAGACGGUACUGGAGGUACCGCUGGGACAGGUGCAGACGGUACUGGUGGGCAGCGGUCACUCAUACUCCAGGGUCAAUACACUUCUCAGCGUCACCGACCUCAUCCAGUCAGGUACCUACACCUUGGUGGCUCCCCCGGACUCAGCCAUCACCUCCAAGGGUUACUCAUGGCCGGGUUUACUCAUGAAUAGGGCCCAGGGUCGAGACCUACUGGCUAGACAUACCUUCAGGGGCGCCUGGUACUCGGAGGGGCUGCUUCAGAAGCGCACUCUUGUCACUCUAGCCGGCACCUCUGUCACCUUCAGGAGGGAUGUUGAUGGAACGAUCUCUGCCAACGGCAUACCCCUGCGAUCCUGGAACCUCACAGCAACCAAUGGAGUGGUUCACUUGGCUGCCGAUGUCAUUCCAGAGUCCGACCUCGGUUCGGAUCCCACCACCAUCUCCUACCCCUUCCUCAGUCACACCGAAGCUCCAAUAUUUCCAAGUUUUAAAUUAAAAUUAGACAGUGUUCCGGGCGUCCCCUCACUCAGCGGCUUGUAUGAAACUCCUGAUUCCGAUCCUUUCCUGGGCUUCAUUCCAAGCCCUGAAACCAUUUCCAAGGCGCCGCCGGGUAAACAGACUAAUCAGGAAUCAUCACUUCCUUACGUUCCUUCCUUUCAGGAAUAUAUGGAAAGUCUGGGGUUUGCGAGUGCUCCACCGGCAGAGAAUAACAUUUAUGCUCCCAAUGACCAAACUGGGAUGGAAGAGCAGUCUUCCCCGGAGCUCAAUAUGCACCUGGGCUCUAAACAGAGUUCAGGCGCUUCACAGAGCCUGCAAACAGUGGGAUCAGAUUCUUGGCAGAGCUCAAAUAAUCAAGCUAUUGAUACUCGGAAUUCAGACCUCAUCACUUUUCUGGGAUUGUUAGACAACACCUACGAACAACAUUCUAAAGACGACUCCCACUCAGCUAUUGGUGAAUCUAUGCCGUUCCACAACAAUGCUUCCAGGAGGCCACAACCGCCCACAACCACAACACCACAAAAACAGGGCAUUAAUGAAGAUAGAAACGAUGUAUUCAAGAAUACAACAGAUUAUACAACUCUUCACUUGUCCCAAACAAAUGGAUUAAACUUCUCGAAAACUGGGAAUGAGAUCAUAUUGACCUCAGACAACGAUAAUAAACCAAUAGACAUCGUUCAAGUCUCUGACGCUGCUUUCGGUCACCCAAGCGGACCACAAACCACGACUGAAAGUCCAGAAACUAGUCCCGAUACCUCGGGAACUAAGACUUCGACUCCGGUUCUUGUGGUCCCAGAGGGCUCGCCGGUCUGGUCCCCAACAGAAGCGGCGACGAAGGAAGAAAAAGUCCAACUGGACGUCCUUGGUCUCCUAGAAAGACUUAAUCUCACAAGGUUUCUGGAUUUAGUAGAUCGCGCUGGACUUAAGCUGACCCUCAGUCUAGAUGGCCCAUGGACGGUCUUCGCCCCUAGCGACGCAGCCAUCAGUUCGAUCCCUAGUAGUACCUUCCAGCAGAUCGUGGCCAGCAGGCGUUUCCUGCGACGUCUGGUGUCGUAUCACCUAGUUCCUGGCAGGUUCACCAGCGGCGCCUCCUUCAGGCCUGGAGUCCAUCUUCCUACUCUCCACGCCGGCCAUACCCUUAGGCUUAAUUACUACAUUGAGGGGCAGUUAGCGCGAUGGGUAGUUGGUGGCAGCGUAAUCACUGACCUGGAUGAAGUGGCCCUGAAUGGGGUCAUCCACGUGGUGGAUCGUCUACUGUACGCUCCCUACGGCGACCUAUCCACCACCAUCAGCCUCGCUCCAGCUCUGACCUCGUUCGCUAAUUUGGUUAACGAAGACCCGCUGCUCCUUCGGUAUCUCUCAGGUCUCGGGCCUUACACCGUGUUCGUACCCUCCGACCACGGCUUCGGCAACCUGAGCCUCCCAGAAGACCCAUUGGCAAGAAGAGAGUGGGUGAUGUCGCACGUGGUGGAGGGCGCCUGGUUCACGGCGGGCUUCUCCAACAUCUGGCCGCUCAUCUCCAACACUAACCAUUCGCUCACCACCAUUCUCAUCAAUCAAGACAAAGCAACCGUGAAUGGUGUGAAUAUCAUCUACGCUGACAUCACUGCGUCCAACGGAGUGAUACAUGUUCUUGAGUCUCCCCUCUUCACGCCGACUUAGGCAAUCACAGAGAACGAUAUUAUAACUAACCCCUAACUAAGCUAGCCUCGAUUUUAAGUUUCAUAAUGGAAUUUUAAUGGUUUAAUUCCAAACUUUGUUCGCCCGCACUCGCUACUUAACUUCUUACAGGCAAACCUUUGUUAUUUAUGGCAUUAAAAGAAACUGUUGUAUAUUCCACUGCCUGUAUGAUUGUAUAUCUAACUCUCCCAAAUGUUUCUAGAUUCUGUAUUUAAUAAAAACAAUUGUAUAUAGUGUACCACAAGAGGCGCCAUGUUUCUUCUACUGUACGUAAACAAAAGGGAUUUAUACAACCCAGAAGUAUACCACACUCCUGGGGGUAUAUACUCCCUGAGAGAAUACUCUAGGACCUCGAAGUAAACUUCACAGUAUAAUUGCUGGUUUUCCAGUAAGCACUUAAAUUAAAUUAAUUAUUAAUUAACAAUUAUAAGUUUAAAGUGCAUUAUUAUGUUACCAUAUCAACUUUGAAACCAUUUAGGAAUGUAUAAGUAUGAAAGUGUUCCAACUUGAGUCCUUGGGCUGGUCCCUUGGUUCUUGCUGAUAGAGUUAUGUAUAUCGUUUCAGUUUAUAAUAAACGAGUAGAUAUCA
Procambarus clarkii (red swamp crayfish) is the source of this 4288-nucleotide messenger RNA. RefSeq lists its product as uncharacterized. Lineage: Eukaryota; Metazoa; Arthropoda; Malacostraca; Decapoda; Cambaridae. The record is from RefSeq and is a predicted model, not a curated record.